This is a messenger RNA of Silurus meridionalis, 1519 nucleotides long. It is a transcript of the gene calb2a, whose product is annotated as calbindin 2a. The transcript is spliced from 11 exons. Gene Ontology annotation, molecular function: calcium ion binding. NCBI's taxonomy places the organism in Eukaryota, Metazoa, Chordata, Actinopteri, Siluriformes, Siluridae. Bases 101 to 895 code for a protein of 264 amino acids. The record is from RefSeq and is a predicted model, not a curated record. Gene Ontology annotation, biological process: regulation of long-term synaptic potentiation; regulation of presynaptic cytosolic calcium ion concentration. Gene Ontology annotation, cellular component: nucleus; synapse; terminal bouton.
GCGCGCAUGGGGAGGGGGAGAACCAGAAUUGACUGUUGGACGAAGUAGAAGUUCGCCAGGGAUUUGUCUUUCUUGAGAGCAGCAGGGAGAAGAAAAAAACAUGGCACAGCCUCCUUAUCUUCACUUGGCGGAACUGACGGCAUCCCAGUUUCUUGACACCUGGAAACAUUUUGAUGUUGAUGGUAAUGGCUACAUUGAGGGCAAGGAGCUUGAAAACUUCAUUACUCAGCUGGAGAUUGCACGAAAAGGAGCAGGUGUGGACCCCUCAAAUGCAUCUUUCAGAGACAAAAUGGCAGAGUUCAUGCAGAAAUUCGACAAGAACAAUGAUGGGAGGAUUGAGCUGUCAGAGCUGGCCCAGAUUCUGCCAACAGAAGAGAACUUCCUGCUUUGCUUCAGACAGUUUUUAGGCUCCAGCUCUGAGUUUAUGGCGGCCUGGAGAAGGUAUGACACAGACCGCAGUGGCUUCAUUGAAACAAAUGAACUCAAGAACUUUCUCUCAGACCUCUUGAAAAAGGUGAACAGGCAAUAUGAUGACCAAAAAUUGCAGGAAUAUACACAGACAAUUCUCAAGAUGUUUGAUCUGAAUGGUGAUGGGAAGCUGGGGCUCUCUGAAAUGGCAAGGCUUCUACCAGUUCAGGAAAAUUUCUUACUGAAAUUCCAGGGCAUCAAGCUGACUGCUGACCAGUUCAAUAGCAUCUUCACAUAUUAUGACAAGGAUGGAAAUGGCUACAUUGAUGAGAUGGAGUUGGACUACCUUCUGAAGGACCUUUAUCAGGAGGCUGCAACACAGGAUUUAGCUGGCUAUAAAAAGAGCAUCAUGGCCUUGUCAGAUGGGGGUAAACUGUACCGCACAGAACUGGAAAUCGUACUGUGCCGGGAGCCCAUUGUACUGUGAUUAUACUGUGCUAGGAGCUCUGAAUCACAUUUCUCUUUCUGCUGCCUGACUACUGUAACCAUAUGCAUGUGUCAGGCACUUCCACUUUCAUUUAUGUGUGUUUUGAAUGAAUGUGCACUACAAAGCACAAAAAAAAAAAAUCUUCAUUUUUUAAUUUUCCGCCUCAUCCCUUUAAUCCCUCCUGCUUUAUGGCACAUUGCUCAGCUAAGGUGUUGACCUCUGCUAAAUUUUUAAACAGCACAUUUCAAAUUAAUCUUAUUGAAUCUUGCUGAUAGAGAAAUAUCAGUAGUAUGAAUAUGCGGAUGAUGCUAUUAUUUAUUCAUUUGUACUGUCUAUUUAUUUAUCUAUAUUUUCAUUUAUUUAAUUGGGUCCCUCUGCAUCCCCUGGUAUUCUGUCAGGUUUUCUUUUUCUCUUUGGUUUGAUUAUCUCGCUAUUGUUACAUUACAACUGUUUAAGGUAAUGGCAUUUUAUUUCUUAGGCUGAUACUGUUAGAGGAUAUUACUGAAAGAAUUAAUAAAAGACUAGGUUAUGUGAAGAAUAUGGUGUUUUUAUUAAUCUAAUUAUUUGUUUAUUCAUUUGAGGGAUUAAUUAACUGGAAUCGGGGUUAAUAAAAGUUGGAUGAAA